Molecule: messenger RNA, 3354 nt
Organism: Pseudoliparis swirei
Lineage: Eukaryota; Metazoa; Chordata; Actinopteri; Perciformes; Liparidae
Exons: 3
Coding region: 208-2016 (602 amino acids)
Biological process (GO): regulation of transcription by RNA polymerase II
Molecular function (GO): DNA-binding transcription factor activity; RNA polymerase II cis-regulatory region sequence-specific DNA binding
Source: RefSeq, a predicted model, not a curated record
UAAAAAGACGACAACGUGUCACAUGACUAAAUGACCCGGAAAUACUCCGUCAGCGAUGUGAACGGGAGGAGGCUGCAGUGAGGAUGUAAUAAAGAACGUGCAUUUUGUUGUUGUCGCUGUCGUUGUUUUGACCCCCAGAGUCUGAAGGGUUGACCUCGUUGCUCCGAGCCGUCGAUCCGACGACGACCCCAUUUCCCAUUAGCAUUCAUGGACAAAGAGAGAAGCGACGUUCGGGCUCAGUGCUCCUGGAUGGAGGUGCAUCAGUUCAUCGGUGACCUCAUCACAUCUGGAAACGCCUUGCAGGAUCAGCCAGAUGUGCUGAACGCAGCGUGGGGCGUGGCUGGCGGAGGCGUCGAGGCUCUGCGGUUCAAAGGUGCUUCGUUUGAACCUCUGCAGCAACUGCGACCCGGCCGGGACAAGUCGGAGGCAGAGCCCGGUCGCCAGAUCCAGCCCGGGCCGUCCCAGAGGAAAGGAGACAAGAGAGGAGAUGUGCAUAAUGCCUGCGCCUGUCCCGGCUGCCCUUCCGCCACUUCUUCACCUUCCUUUGAGACUUUAAAAGCGAGGCACGCUUUGCCCGCGCCCUCUUACUCGGCCGCGUCGUGCCACCCCAAAGACCUGAGCAGUACCGCCGCGCCCGUGAGCCUCAACAUGUGCUUACCAGACACCGCUGAGCCGAGCAGCACCACAUCGGAGCUGGAGACCAGGGCGCCCGGCCGGCCGCAGAGGGAGGACGACAACAGGGGGCCUCCCGAUCAGACGCCUCCUCCCAGAGGCUCCCCGGGCCCUUUCUCCCACCUCUCCAUGUUUCCCUGCCUGUGUUGCCAUCGCAGCCUCCAGACCUGCACCCAGAUCCUGAGCGACCAGGAGGGCGCAGACUCCCUGUUCUCUCACAGCCACGGCCAUCAUCCUUUUCAUCACCACCACUGCCCCAUCGCCUCGUGUUUACCCUGCCCUCAGCUGGGCCGCUCUCACGCCCCACAGUUCUCUGGCCCUAUGCCCUGCUUGCCCUGCCAGGGCUCCUUUCCGACCUGCGCUCAGGUGUGCCACCACCAGCACCGACAGACACACACUCGGCAACAGGCGGAACGAGGCAGGGCGGCUUCGGCCGCGUUGUCCCUUCACCCCUGUAUGCACUGCUCUGCAUCUUUCUCCAGACCGUCCCAGUUGCUGCAGCACCAGCGCGCUGAGCACGCCCAGAAACCCCCCGGCUUCCUCUGCACGGAGUGCGGCAGGGCCUUCAACUCGCACAGCAACCUCCGCAUCCACCUCAACGUGCACACCGGGGCCCGGCCCUACACCUGCUCCGACUGCGGGAAGAGUUUUAGCCAGUCGGGGGCUCUGAAGAUCCACCGGCGGAUUCACACGGGGGAAAGGCCAUAUUCCUGUGGAUUUUGCAGCAGGGGGUUCCCCCAUCUGGCGGGGGUCCGGGCCCACCAGAGGACCCACACAGGAGAGAAGCCCUACUGCUGUAACCAGUGUGGGAAAUGCUUCACCCAGUCGGGGGCGCUUAAGAUUCAUACGCGCAUCCACACGGGAGAGAGGCCCUUCGUCUGCAGCUAUUGUGAGAAAAGCUUCUCCAACCGCUCCGGGAUCCGCUUCCACUACCGCACGGUCCACGGACUGGCCCGCGAACAUGCCAGAGACGCUGGAGCGGCCGGACGCAGCUGUCCACCUGGGCGUCCCAGGACUUUCCCCCCAGCUGUCGCCGGGCUAAGUACACCGCACGGUUCGGGAGGCAACUCGCACGCGGCCCCAAAGUCCGGAGAGCCUCCGGCGCCGGCCGCUGCUCGUGAGGGCAAACCUCCGUCAGGGGGAGGACACCGGGAGAGGCUUCUGUAUGCUUGUGAAGACUGCGGCCUGCGCUUUAAGGACGCGCCGUCCAGAAACCGGCACCAGACUCUGAUGCACUACUCGACCGAGGGGAGGGAGGAGGAGGAGGAGGGGGAGGAGGGGGAGGGAGGACAGAGGAAAGAGUUAAGCCCAAACAAGAGGGUCCACGACAACAGUGGGGAGUGAAUUCAAGAGAGAGACUAGAGGAAUUCAAAACGCAAAUGUGGAAAUGCAACUUGUAUUUAAUUUGAUGUUGAUUUUGGCGCCCAGUGUGGACAAGUGUUUCCUAGUUCAAGAACCGCUUCAUAAAACCCCUAAUUUUACUGGGGUUCUGCCCCGCUCAGUCCUGGGUCCAGUAUCCCUUCCCUCAGCGAUACGGACCGGGCCUCCAGCAGCGAGGAGAAGAUGAUGACGGAAGGGAUGCUUUGUUUUGUCGGAGGCCUCAUUGUGGUCUGAGUUUCUGGUGAACCCUGCAUGUUUUCAUCUGAUUUAAUGGUAUUUAUAACUAUAUCUCACUGACGCUCUUGUUUACUUGUGUAUAUGUGGGUCAUAUAAAGGCCUCGGUAUUGUUUCAAAACAUAACAUACAUAACAAUUUCUAGCUUGAUAUAAGUUCAUACAAACAUACUAAUUAUAUUUGUAAGGUGUUAACUUUUUGCAAAUCACCACGGCUACAGGCUACUUUAAAAAACAAAAGUAACACCUUGCUGCUGCGAUCACGCACUCGGCCAACUUGUAAAGUAUUUUUCCGAACACAGUUGUUUAAUUGUGCCUUAUUUAAAAGGUUGUAAAAACAUUUCUAGAAAGUUUUAUUACAAUUUAAAUGUUAUGGGGAAUAACAUUUGCAGAUAUAAUGGCAGACGACCACUGUCACCUGAUCGUUAUAAUAUAUAAAAACCUUGUAAUAGGUCUCCACAACCGCAAUGACAUUUCAGUUUAGUUGAAUCUGUGGUAAUUACAUUUUUUUAUCUCCAGUAUUUUCCAUACAAGAAAUUUUUGAAAAUCUUAACUUCGAGAAUACAGAGUUAAGUGAGAUGUUGUUGCUGUGGCAAACGUUUAACGAAUAAUGAGGCCACAUUGUUUUUAAUGAUGAAAUCAUAAUCAUGACUCCUCCUUGCCUGUUGUGCCUUCUGUGUUAUACUCAAAUACAAUAAUUUAUGUAAAAACAAUGUUUAUUUGUUACUAUGAAUGUUAUAAAUGGAUGAAGACUAUAGGUGACAACCAGCAGACAGUAAUUAUACAAUACAUUACUGUUUAAAGCCCAAGAGAGCCACCUAGUGGUUAUACAAAGUCAUAGCAACAAUCUGAAACUUGUUACAGUGUACCAUUUAUAUAUCUUUUAGUUUUAACAAAACAUGUUAAAAUAUACAUUGUGAAUACAAUGCUCUGUGAGGACAUGUAACUUAUUUAAUCCACUUUUUACAUUAACCUGCAGUGUAUUUAACACACUGCAUACAUUGCUUUAUGUAUUUUCUGAAAGUGCAGCUUGUGAUUAAACAUUUUAAUAAACAUGAGGGGCAACCUG